AUGGAGUUUGAUACCAAGACACCAAAGUCGGUCACCAACGACCCCACGUCCUUUGCCAGCGACUCGGUUCGCAUGCGAUGGCCCAUCAUUCUCACUGGGGCUGUGGAUGACGUCUACAAGACCAUUUCUGCCACGGACGACGCCGAGAAGCAGGCCGAGGGCAAGAAGAUUAUCGAGCAGCUGGGCGCCCUCAAGUAUGAGAUGCUGCACGACCGCCAGAUGACGCCUCUGGUCGAGGACGGCUUCUCAGACGAGACGGCCGCCUACAACCAGGAGCUGGAGCAGCUGGGUAACCCAACCUGGUUCCAAGUCCCCUGGCUGUUUGCCGAAUGCUACAUGUACCGACGCCUCAACACAUUCUUCACCACGACCCAGCACUGGAAAUCAUACGACCUCUUUGCCCGUCAGAAGAUCGACAGCUUCCGGACCUCUCGCAAUGCCGUCGCAGAGCUGGCCGCCAGAUAUGAAGAUAUCGUUACAAAGAUUCGCGCUGAUAAGAACAUCACUCAUGACUCCGAGGCCGAAAAGAUUCUCUUCGUGGAAAUGUGCGAGGUCUGCCUCUGGGGAAAUGCCACCGAUUUGUCGCUACUCACCACCAUGACCUACGAGGAUAUCCAGAGGCUUCAGGGCAGCGAAGCCAGAAAGGCCGCCGAGAAGAAUAUCCUCGUCAACAAACUCCCCCAAGCUUAUGAUCUGCUCAACAAGGCUCGGGCCGAGGGCAAGAAGGAGCGUCGCGUGGACUUUGUUCUUGAUAAUUCUGGCUUCGAGCUCUACGUCGAUCUGGUGCUGGCUGGCUACCUUCUCAACACGGGCCUUGCUACUCACGUUGUGCUUCGCCCCAAGUCAAUCCCCUGGUUUGUCUCCGAUGUUCUGCCCGCAGACUUUGCUGCCCUCCUGAGCGCUCUCGCCAACCCCAAAAAAUUCUUCGAGGCUCCGACGGAAGAAGAGACGGUGGCAGAAAAGACCCCCGCACCUCUGUCAGAGAAGGAGGCCCAAAGUCUGUCGUUCGUCUUCCAGGAUUGGGCGACUCAGCAUGGUGAGGGCCAGCUGGCUAUCCGGCCCAACAGGUACUGGACUGCCGGUGGCUCUUUCUGGCGACUUCCCCACGAGGCCCCUGAGCUAUACGAAGAUCUGAAGCAGGCUGAGCUUGUCAUCUUCAAGGGUGACUUGAACUACCGAAAGCUGACUGGUGAUGCUUGCUGGGACCCUACCACUCCUUUCACAGAGGCCCUCGGCUCUCUGGGCGCUGGCUCAGGCGUCAACGUCAUGUCUCUACGAACCUGCAAGGCCGACGUCGUUGUUGAUCUUCCCGCUGGGAAAGAUGAAGAGUUGAGAGCCCUCGAGGGCGGAGGCGGUGAUUCUGGCGCCAGAAAAUGGGCAUGGAGCGGCAAGUGGGCGGUUGUUUCUUUGUCUGAAGGCAAAUGA
Messenger RNA from Trichoderma aggressivum f. europaeum, 1425 nucleotides. RefSeq lists its product as uncharacterized. Gene Ontology annotation, biological process: DNA damage response. Gene Ontology annotation, molecular function: phosphatase activity. The transcript is spliced from 6 exons. Gene Ontology annotation, cellular component: nucleus. NCBI's taxonomy places the organism in Eukaryota, Fungi, Ascomycota, Sordariomycetes, Hypocreales, Hypocreaceae. The record is from RefSeq and is a predicted model, not a curated record. Bases 1 to 1425 code for a protein of 474 amino acids.